AUGGCAGCUAUUCCUAUUAUUGUUAAGCAUGCCGGCAAGCGCCACGAAGUCGAGCUCGACCCUACAUCCAAUGGCGAGACCCUCAAAUACCAACUCUUCUCGCUGACUGGCGUUGAACCCGAUCGCCAAAAGGUGCUCGUCAAGGGUGGUCAACUCAAGGAUGAGACGCCUCUUUCGUCCCUCAAUGCCAAACCCGGGCAGAUGUUUAUGAUGAUGGGCACACCGUCGGGAGGUCAAGGCGCUGCUGAUCUUGGUCGACCAAAGGAGACUGUCAAGUUCCUGGAAGACAUGACUGAGGCCGAGGUAGCCCAGCAAGAAGGUGCUACUCCUGCCGGCUUGCAGAACCUGGGAAACACAUGUUAUCUCAACUCUACCCUACAAACUUUGCGUAGUGUUCCGGAGCUUCAACAGGAGCUGAUCAAAUACCGUGCAAGUGAAGGUGCUGGACAGUCGGGCUUGUCAGACCUCAGCAGCCUUGGCCUGGGUGGCCUUGGUGGCUCCCGGGAUUUGGCCGCUUCGCUACGAGACUUGUUCAAGCAAAUGUCCGAAACACAGGAGGGUAUCCCUCCCCUCAUGUUCCUUAACGCCCUCAGAUCUGUUUUCCCUCAAUUCGCCCAGCGGGAUCGCAAUGGACAAGGAUAUGCCCAGCAGGAUGCCGAGGAAGCGUUCUCUCAAAUCAUGAACCAGCUGCGUGCCAAAUUGACUAUCACCGAUGGAGAAGGAGAGGCCGCCACAAAGGUCUCGUUCGUCGACAAAUAUCUCGCUGGUCAAUUCGAGUCUGUCACCGAAUGUGAGGACCCUGCUGCAAAGGAACUCGGUGAGCAGCCCACUCAAAGUUCGGACGUUUUCUACAAGCUGGAUUGCCACAUCGGGAAGGAAACAAAUCAUCUUCAAGACGGAAUUCUUAGCGGCCUGGAGGAAGAAAUCGAGAAGAACUCUCCUCUUUUGGAGCGUAAUUCGGUGUACAAGAAGCGAUCUCGUAUCGCACGUUUGCCCAAAUACCUGACAGUUCAUUUCGUCCGGUUCUUCUGGAAGCGUGAGACCCAAAAGAAGGCUAAGAUCAUGCGAAAGGUUACCUUCCCUGCUGAGUUGGACGUCGUGGAGUUCUGUACCGAGGACCUCCGCAAGCAGCUCAUUCCGAUCCGUGACAAGGUUCGCGAAAUCCGCAAGGAUGAGGAGGACGUCGAACGAGCACAGAAGCGUCAAAGACUCGCAGAAGAGCGCGCUGUGCGUCAAAGCAAGGAGACCGAUCUUGGUUCAAACGUGGAGCCCAUGCAGAAGAAGCAGGCCACCGAGGAGACAAAGGCUAAGGCCAACGACAAGGACGGUGACAGCCAGAUGGAGGAAACAUUUAAGACUGAUGCCGAAUAUGAGGCUGAAAGAAACGAGUCUAUCCGCGUUGCCAAGAAAGAACUCCGAGAGCUCCUUACUCAACAGGGCGCUGGAGACAAUGGAACUAACCAGUCUGGAUUGUAUGAGCUUCGUGCUGUGAUCACUCACCAGGGUGCUAGUGCCGACAGCGGUCACUAUACCGCGUACGUCAAGAAGCAAGAACGGGAUGAGCCUCAGCCCGGCAAGAAGCGCCGCGAGCAGGAUGACAAGUGGUGGUGGUUCAACGACGACACGGUGACAGAGGUCGAAGCCCAGAAAAUCGAGACCCUCUCCGGUGGUGGUAAGUAA
Penicillium brevicompactum is the source of this 1680-nucleotide messenger RNA. RefSeq names its product ubiquitin-specific protease UBP6. Lineage: Eukaryota; Fungi; Ascomycota; Eurotiomycetes; Eurotiales; Aspergillaceae. Gene Ontology annotation, molecular function: proteasome binding; cysteine-type deubiquitinase activity; protein binding. Gene Ontology annotation, biological process: regulation of proteasomal protein catabolic process; proteasome-mediated ubiquitin-dependent protein catabolic process; protein deubiquitination. The record is from RefSeq and is a predicted model, not a curated record. Bases 1 to 1680 code for a protein of 559 amino acids. The transcript has 2 exons.